Rodentolepis nana is the source of this 2163-nucleotide messenger RNA. The record is from the annotation of a GenBank genome assembly. Lineage: Eukaryota; Metazoa; Platyhelminthes; Cestoda; Cyclophyllidea; Hymenolepididae.
AACUUGGCGAGAAUGCGUGGGAUUAACCUCCACAAGGCUGGAAUGGAAGGCCUCGAUUCAGAGACCAUCAAUAAAAUCAUUGAAGAGAACUCCAAAGGAUCAAAGUUCUACGAAAAUGAGAGGCGACGUGGUGCUAUUCUAAAGGAACAAGUGGAAGAGAAACUGGCGAAACUGCGGUCUCUUACACCAUCAGACAUUGAAGCAGGUGAAAAGGAGGCCGAUAAGUUGCUUCGAAACUUCUCAGCGGAACGUCGAUUCGACAGAUGCAUUAUCCACAUUGACAUGGAUGCUUUCUAUGCUGCCGUGGAGAUGCGAGAUGACCCUUCCUUACGACUUAAACCCCUGGCUGUUGGAAGCCAAAGCAUGCUGUCGACCAGCAAUUACUUGGCUCGCCGGUACGGCGUUCGGGCAGCGAUGCCAGGUUUUCUUGGCAAGAAACUCUGCCCCCAACUCACCAUCGUCCCACCAGAUUUUGUAAAAUACACAGAAGUUAGUCGAACGGUGCGCAGUGUCCUCGGGGAGUAUUGCGAUGGAGGUGCCUCGGGUCUGGUGGUCAUGAGCUUAGACGAAGUCUACCUCAACAUCACUCAACAUCUCAAGCAACGUGCUGAUUGGCCACCAGAUCGACGCACUUAUUGGCCAAGGGUGGCGCCCAAAACGCCUUUGCUCGUUUGCAAAUGCGCCAAGAACAAUGCUGACUCCACUGUGGCUGACUUGUUGGUAACAUCAUCAGCCUCAAAUUCCCCCUCUAAAUUCGCCUCCACUUCAUCAAAUCAAGGUAAUAGUAGGAGCAGUACUACUUCUUCUACUACUGCCUGCUCAAACACUCCUCCGAGCACUAUUUCGUUAGUAGUGGGUAAAGAUGAAGCCUUGGCCACUUGUCUGCUUUGUGGAAUGCUCAUCAAGACAGGUCCCCGUGUUUUUGGAACAAGUGCCGAGGAGGCUGUUAGAGAAAUGCGUUUUCGUGUUUUCUGUGCCACGAAGCUUACGUGUAGUGCUGGAAUCGCUCCGAACUCCCUGAUUGCAAAAAUUGCAUCGGAUUUGAAUAAACCCAACGGACAGUACUCGAUUGAACCUACUCUUGAAGCUAUUGAGGCAUUUAUAUCUUCCCUACCCAUUCGAAAGGUUGGUCAUAUCAUUCCAUGUGAACACUGGGUCGUACCCUUGUUUCUGUUCGGUGCUGAGUCUGGAGGCUACAAAAGUGCAAAGGUCCCAGGCAUUGGCUACGUGACAGAGUGUAAAUUGAAGGCGUUCGGUGUGGAAAUGAUAGUGGAUUUGUGGAAGAAACGAGGCGCUCUCUACCACCUCACAUCUCCCACGGCGAUGCACUACUAUAUGCGUAUCACCCUUGGACACUGCGAGGAUGAAUGGGCUGAAGGCGAAGGACCUCAUAUUGCGGGUUUCUCAGGACAUCGCUCCUCUCAUCAAAAGAGCAUGAGUACUGAAAGGACAUUUCAAGACUGUUCGGAUAUGGAUACUCUACUGGCGAAAUGUCGAAAGCUAUGCGUUUCGCUCGUCAAAGACAUGAACGAGGCUCAUGUAAAAGGUAAAACUGUAACAAUGAAACUCAAGUUGGACACGUUUGAAGUUCGAUCGAGAUCUCAAACUCUGCCUGACUAUACAUGCUCUAUUGACAUAAUCUUCCAAUGUGCCUCAGAAAUCCUUAAAGAUGAGGUGAAAGCUGAAUUGGCAAACAAUUCAAAGGCUCUCACUCUUCGACUCAUGGGUGUUAAGAUUUCGAAUCUUGUUCCCUCAGCGAUGUGCCAACAGUUCCGACAAGAAACUCUAGAGUCUGCCUUCGAUAGGGGUUUCAAAGGUGCCAAAGACGAAGAAAAAUGCGAGGAAAUCCCGAACACAUCCAUCCCGGAGACGACCUCAUCAAUAAUCACGACUGUGAAAGAAUCCACCUCCGCCAAUGAAGACAACGAAUUCUCCACCACAGUAUGCCCAGUGUGCUCAAAAGAGCUUAAACUAAAGGAUCUUGAGCAGAUGAACGACCACUUGGACACUUGUCUAAGUCGGCAGACGGUGCUGGAAGCGGUUCAGGAGACGUUUACCUCACCUCAGCCAAGCACAUCAAAACCCCCGUCCGUCGCAGUGAAACGACCAGCACGACCGACUGGCUUUGGUGGUCCAUUAGACAAAUACUUCAGGAUUGAAUGA